AUGGUAGACAAGGUCGACGUGCUAAUUAUCGGCGCAUGCCCGGCAGGGCUCACAGCUGCAAAUUGCUUCAAUGGUGGCAAGAGUCCCCGGGUCCGAGUGAUCGACAAAAAGUCCGGGACUAUCCAGAGAGGCAAGGCCGAUGGACUUAAGAGCAUCUCUCUUGAGGUGCUCGAUACAUUAGGUAUUGGGGAUGCCAUCCGCAGUGAGUCACAUCGAGUGGAAGAAAUUACCCUCUGGGAGCCAGAUAGUCAAGGAGGCCUUAUUCGAUACAUGACGGUGCCCGAUCGAGUUCCGGAGCUGCAAAAGCCAAGAGAGGUGACACUGGACCAAGGUAGGAUCGAGCAUCAUAUUGUAGCAGCUCUACAUAGACAUGGUAACGUGGAGGUGUCAUGGAAGAAGCGGCCGAUCGACCUGCGCGUUAAUAUUGAAGCUGUCGAGGAACCUCUUGCGUAUCCUGUCACGGUCGUGAUAAGGGAUGUGGAUGACGAUAUUGUACCGCCAGAGAUUAUCCAAGCUCGCUACCUAAUUGCCUAUACUGUUCCCAAGACCGACUUUCCUGAUAUUCGCAAGGUCUGCGUGAUUCGCUCAGCGCAAGGUACAGUGAUGGCUAUACCUCGCGAGGGUAAACUGGUUCGGUUGUAUGUUGGGAUGGACGGAACUGGGCUUGACGUCGCAGGCGGGUUAGAUGUCCGCGCUUUCACCGUUGACCAUGUUAUAGACUCGGCACGGUCUAUCAUCUCUCCAUAUAUGUUCGAGGCUGGCCAUGUGGCGUGGUGGUCCGCCUACCAGGUUAGUCAACGUGUUGCAGAAGAGUUCUCCAGAUAUGACCGUGUGUUCCUUGCCGGAGAUGCUGUUCGCCAGGGGACGAAUACCGGUAUUCAGGACGCCUAUAAUAUCGGCAGGGAGCUUCGCUUCUACCUUGAACAGCGUUGUUCGCCAUCGCUUUUAUCGACAUACGUGCACGAGCGAAGGCCUAUUGCUCAGCAACUGAUCAACUUUGGCCGCGAGUAUCUCCAGAUAAUGGCUACACCUAACUUGGAUCCCGAUAGCUUCUUGUCUGCAUUUCUGCUCGCCAUGAAGUUUACUACAGGAAUUCGGAUUCAGUAUCCCCGAUCGUUAAUCGUAAGGCCCCCCUCACAGGUGGGAGAGACCACAGCUGUCGCUACAGGUCUAUCACCCGGCAUGCGUCUACCAGACUUCCAAAUAGUUAAUCAGGCGGAUGGAAUCCCCACUGCUGUUCAUCAUUGGUUUGUCAUGACUGGUAAAUUCCGCCUCUUGAUUUUUGCGGGGAGCAUUUCGAAAGGACACAUCCUUCGAAGAUUAUCGGCAUUCGGACAGUGGCUGGCGACCGAUCAGGACGACUGGGACUACUGGAGAGUCUAUGCUGACGAUGAGAGUUAUCAUGAUGGCUGUGGAGAGGUCUAUAAGCGUUGUGGUAUUGAUCGAGAGGAUAGCCGGGUUGUCAUCGUCCGUCCUGAUGGUUAUAUUAGUUUGAUCUGUGAGCUAGAGCGGGCAGAUCAGAUUAGCCUCUUUUCUGAUAACCUUGGACCGGUAGAUUCAAUAGCCAUGGCUCGUCCCGCCCGGCUUUGA
Molecule: messenger RNA, 1590 nt
Organism: Aspergillus pseudonomiae
Lineage: Eukaryota; Fungi; Ascomycota; Eurotiomycetes; Eurotiales; Aspergillaceae
Gene: fmpF
Product: phenol 2-monooxygenase fsqG
Exons: 7
Coding region: 1-1590 (529 amino acids)
Molecular function (GO): FAD binding
Source: RefSeq, a predicted model, not a curated record